Molecule: messenger RNA, 1219 nt
Organism: Mangifera indica (mango)
Lineage: Eukaryota; Viridiplantae; Streptophyta; Magnoliopsida; Sapindales; Anacardiaceae
Product: temperature-induced lipocalin-1
Exons: 2
Coding region: 280-837 (185 amino acids)
Source: RefSeq, a predicted model, not a curated record
CACAAGGAAAACAAGCCCCUGAUUUGCUUGGCUUCAACGGAAUACAACCUAGAAGCUCCCAAACCCAUCUAGCAUUCCACUCUUUAACACUGCACACUUGUAACGCUCUAAGGCAUUCACGUCUGCCUGAGGAAUAACUUGUUAACCAAGCACAUAACAAAAUCUCAAACCCCACCUUAUCAAUAACAAACAUUAUCAAAAUCUAUCGUAAAUCCAACUCUAUUUUUCAGGAAAGUUCCGAUCUCUGAGCAAAAGUUUGAAUCUGGCACCCCAAAAAACAUGGCUAAGAAGGAGAUGGAAGUGGUGAAGGGUCUUGAUUUAAAGCGGUACAUGGGGAGAUGGUAUGAGAUUGCUUCAUUCCCUUCUAGGUUUCAGCCCAAGAAUGGAGUGGACACUAGGGCUACCUACACUUUGAAUGAAGAUGGGACUGUGCAUGUUUUGAAUGAGACAUGGGCAGAUGGUAAAAGAAGCUUCAUAGAAGGCAGUGCCUACAAGGCUGAUCCUAACAGUGAUGAGGCCAAGCUCAAGGUUAAGUUUUAUGUGCCUCCUUUCUUGCCAAUCAUCCCUGUUGUUGGAGACUACUGGGUUCUGUUCAUUGAUGAUGAAUAUCAGUAUGCUCUGAUUGGUCAGCCUAGCAGGAGAUAUCUCUGGGUACUAUGCAGGAGGACUCAUCUAGAUGAGGAGAUCUACAACCAGCUGGUAGAGAGGGCCAAGAGUGAAGGCUAUGAUGUGAGCAAACUGCACAAGACACCACAGAGUAAUCCACCACCCGAGGGAGAUGAAAGCCCCAAGGACACCAAAGGCAUAUGGUGGAUCAAAUCCAUGUUCGGAAAAUAAAAUGAGGAAAACAGAAAUUUGGGUCUCAAAGUCAUAAAUAACUACUUGAAAAAACCCUGUCUGCAGUAGUAGAUAAGAGUGUAUGUAUCUGUACACUUAAAAAAGAUGUAUGUUGCUUUUAUAUUUUGGCUUUUGUGACUACAAAGGAGUAGUGUGUGUUUGAGUCAUGUGAGUGUCUUGUCUAUGGUGCUUGGUUGGUGUCCUUAUAUGUGAAAUGGUGAUGCAUAAGCUUCACCAGCUGUGAUUAUGAUAGGGUUGGAAUCUUGGAUGGCAAUAUGGAGUAAAAGGUGCCUUUGGAACUUUGUAGGAGAUGUGUAUUUUGAUGUUAUGUGUAUUUUGAUGUUAUCUGUUUCUUUGAGGGAAAGUAAAAUGGUUUUGUUCU